AGUAGAAAGUUCAGCGGCAAGACGAGCGGUGCAAGUUUCUUUGGUUGUGUGUGGAACGAUAGCAGUGGGCGAAAUUUCUUUCAUUUUCUUCACCAAUGUGCAAGUUGCAAAAGUGUUGUGUCAAUGCCAAAAAUUACUAGAACGGAUUCCAAACACAAAUUGUUCAAACAAUCAAGCUUAGGCAAAAGUCUAUCGUCCCGCAAAGGAUCUCGAACGGGCAAUUCGGCCAACAACAAGGAACUCAAAGUGCUCACCCUGCUGCAGUCUGUGCCGUGAAUUGGGAAUUAGCAAACCAACUCCC
Messenger RNA from Drosophila guanche, 301 nucleotides. RefSeq lists its product as uncharacterized. The transcript has 2 exons. NCBI's taxonomy places the organism in Eukaryota, Metazoa, Arthropoda, Insecta, Diptera, Drosophilidae. The record is from RefSeq and is a predicted model, not a curated record. The coding region runs from base 124 to 276 and encodes 50 amino acids.